Molecule: messenger RNA, 1524 nt
Organism: Saccharomyces mikatae IFO 1815
Lineage: Eukaryota; Fungi; Ascomycota; Saccharomycetes; Saccharomycetales; Saccharomycetaceae
Gene: OSW7
Product: Osw7p
Exons: 1
Coding region: 1-1524 (507 amino acids)
Source: RefSeq, a predicted model, not a curated record
AUGAGGGCCAUUUUCAAAGUAAUCACUGCUUUGCUGGCUUGCAUCUUCAUGCUUAGGUACUUAGUUUGUCAACAAAAUGGUCCAGGAAACUUUGCCACAAACUUAGAGGCCGUAUGCCAGUACACACGAUUUCCAGGGAGCUCUUUCUUACAUCCCAAGUUGCUUGAAGGUUCGGUUGUGACUGAUUAUCUAGUUGAAAAGUACUCGCAAUCAAUAAGACCGUUGAUGGAGAAGUACCCUAACUCUCCUUUGAGGAAACUUUUGGCAUAUCUUUACCGCUUUUGGUACAACGUUUCUUCUUUUUUGAGGUUAAACGAGCUCUGUUGUUCACUACAUUCAAAAUUGGGGCCCAUGUUGAAUCAUCUGAGGAUCGCUUGGUAUUAUUUAAAGCCAUAUACGGAUAAUGUGAAAAAUGUGCUAGAAAACCCUUUUAAUUCUUCUACCAACUGGAUGAAAUAUGGCUCUUUUAGUGUUGAUAGUACGCACGUUAAACCGAUUUUUGAGACAGACUCGGAAACUGAAGAUUAUGACGACGAAGACGAUGAUGACGACGACGAUGAUGCUGACGACGAAAUUGAGACUGUGGAGAGGAAUCAAGAGUACGAGUUCGAGGAUGGACAGGAUGACCGCGGAAACUCACAACUCGUCACUGCUGCCAUUUUGCAGGAUUUUUCAAAGAUUAUUAUUGGUUCCGAUAACCAUGCAGAGUUAGAAAUAUACGAACCAGAAUCACUAAAAGUGGAAUACGAAGCAUGGAUCAAGGCCAUUGAGUCAAAAGUACGCAGGGCGGUAGCACUUUUGGAUUCAGAGAUACACUCUACGUUCGAAGCUCAAGUGCGGAAUAAAUCUACUGAAAUCACUAACAGGCUUGAUGACCUAAACAAGACAGUUGGUGAGCAGUUAAGGUUUUUGGAUUCAAGGAUCAAAGACAUUAAUUGUACUUCUAAAUUUGAUCCUGAACGGAGUAAAAUAAAGUACUUUGAUGAAUCAGGCCAGUUUGAAUUGGAGGCUUAUGUUACUAAAUCUUCGAUUACAUCAAUAUUGAAAAACUACAAAUUACAUUUGUUAGAUUUUGAGAAUUCUCUUUUUUGUUCAUUAGACUCUUUCCUUACUGAAAUGGCGAAACUGGCGGAAUCGAUUCGCCUUGAAAACGUCGAAGUUUACGAGGAGUGGGGGGAUAUAAUGGUAAGCCAAUGGUCACAGAGAAUGGCAUAUAUGGACAUAAGAAGCUUACAUUUGAAAGAUCAGUAUGACUCUGAAUAUGUCGAGGAAAAUCAUUUGAAUUGGCAUCGUUUUAUGAAUUUAAAAAAGAAAGUUAUUUCAGAGAGGAAUCGCCUAAUCAAGCAUGAUUUAGACAUGACUUUGAUAUUGGAAUGGAUAACCAAACUCAAAACUGAUUUCCAAAGUACGAAGAAUAGUAUUCAGGAUACCUUUGCACAGAGAAUGAAUGCAGCAGAUACUUUUUUCAGGGACCGUGAAAUAAGGGAGCAGCUAGAAGAAGAGUUUGUACGACAAGGACGUUGA